This is a messenger RNA of Amphibalanus amphitrite, 1614 nucleotides long. RefSeq names its product ADP-ribosylation factor-like protein 1 (gene Arl1). Gene Ontology annotation, molecular function: GTPase activity; GTP binding. NCBI's taxonomy places the organism in Eukaryota, Metazoa, Arthropoda, Thecostraca, Balanomorpha, Balanidae. The transcript is spliced from 5 exons. Gene Ontology annotation, cellular component: Golgi apparatus; cytoplasm. The record is from RefSeq and is a predicted model, not a curated record. The coding region runs from base 331 to 873 and encodes 180 amino acids. Gene Ontology annotation, biological process: intracellular protein transport; vesicle-mediated transport.
UAGGGGACGACAUGGGCCUGGUUAUAUGUGCUUCUUGCGCGUAGCGGAGGCGGUUUUUAGUUUUGUGGGAUUAUAUGUCAGAAAAUCAAGUGAUUCAGCGGUCAAAGGCCUCUAUCGCGUAGUUAAAUCCAGUUUUACCUUUCUAAUUGGCUCUAUAUUUGCUAUUACAAGAUCUGAUGCGCGUAGAGAAACGGAACUUGAACUGGAACCGGUUCAUCAUAUAGGUGGAAGCGCUGCUGAGUUUUUUUUGCAUUGUGAGAUUUCAGGCGUUGCCUGAAAAUAUUAAAGGCCACUUCAAAUACUUCAGGCCACCAAAAAUUGCCUACAAGAAUGGGUGGUCUGUUGAGCUACUUCCAGGGUCUGUUUGGUAGCAGGGAAAUGAGAAUACUCAUCUUGGGACUGGAUGGAGCAGGAAAAACCACUAUUCUGUACAGGCUGCAGGUUGGCGAGGUGGUGACCACGAUUCCCACCAUUGGCUUCAACGUAGAGCAGGUGACCUACAACAACCUCAAGUUCCAGGUCUGGGACCUUGGUGGACAGACAAGUAUUAGGCCUUACUGGCGUUGCUACUACUCCAAUACAGACGCCAUUAUCUACGUAGUGGACUCGGCCGACCGUGAUCGGAUGGGCAUCUCUAAACAGGAGCUGGUCUCAAUGCUCGAGGAGGAGGAGCUGCGCGGCGCCGUGCUCGCCGUGCUCGCCAACAAACAGGAUAUGGAGGGCGCCAUGUCCGUGGCCGAGGUCUACUCCGCGCUCGGCCUCGAGGCGCUCAAAACUCGUACAUUCCAGAUUUUCAAGACAUCCGCCAUCAAGGGUGAGGGUCUCGAUCAAGCCAUGGACUGGCUAGCGAAUGCGCUGCAGGCGAAAAAGUGACGUGUCAGCACCGCUGCUGGAUAAUACUGGCAGGUGUGGACUCAGUGGUAACACCUACCGGACUGCGCCUCACCGUGAGGUGCCGUUUAUUUCUUGCUACUGAAAACUGAGCCCCAGAUUGCGGCAAAGUUGUGUCACCACGGAAAAGUGAUGUCACGGGGCGCCCCUGGUCGGUACUGCUCCUCGAGUGGCUAUGAGUGACCGAUCGGGGUCGUGCCGGCGAGAACGACAGGCUGCUAUGCGCUGCACCGCCGGCCUGGCCGGCGCCGGCGUCCCGGGGCUCUCCACGGCCAACCGGCCUGUCGCCCUGGGACCAGCUGGCCGAAGCUUGGCUACUCUUCUGUCUGUGUUUGUUUUGUUGACGCUCCACACUAUCGACGGAGCUUGUGUUUAUUGCGAAGGAGUGAAUUGACUGAGACACGCGUUUGGUCUGUGUAUGGUGUGGGACGAAGUGGGACUACAAUUAUCGACUGCAGUGGUGAUCAAUGACCCGCGUUGAUGAGUGUGUGUAUGAUCACAGUUCGGCUGCUCUGCAGGGAGGUGUGGUGCCGCUUUAGCUGGGUAAUUAACGUACACAUCCAGUCGUGAUUGUGGAGGAUGUGAUACGGGGUGACGUGGCCGCUGUAAGUGCCGCCCUCUAUGCCCUGAGCGCGGUCCAGCUCUACAUAUAUAUGGUAUCAACAUUAAAUCUUAUGUUUGAUGUGAUCUAUGGAAUACCCGGGAAUAAAUGCGUGUUCUCAU